Molecule: messenger RNA, 600 nt
Organism: Selaginella moellendorffii
Lineage: Eukaryota; Viridiplantae; Streptophyta; Lycopodiopsida; Selaginellales; Selaginellaceae
Product: dual specificity protein phosphatase 1B
Exons: 1
Coding region: 1-600 (199 amino acids)
Biological process (GO): protein dephosphorylation; regulation of MAP kinase activity
Cellular component (GO): cytoplasm
Molecular function (GO): JUN kinase phosphatase activity
Source: RefSeq, a predicted model, not a curated record
AUGAAGCAAGUUCGCGAGAGGCUUUACAUCAGCAACGCCGACGACGCGGGGAUCUAUCUAUGCGGGAUCAUGCAAGGAUUCACUCACGUCCUCUCACUGGCACCGGUGUGCCUCCACCCACAGUGUAACUUCAUCGACACGGUGCCGCCGCAUCGCCUCCGCAAGUUCCAGGCCGUGGAAUCCAAGCUCGAGAAACUCUGCCCAGCUAUGGUGGGCAAGCCGCCAGUGCGCAAGAUAGUCCCCUUGCUGGACAAGGAGGACCAGGACAUACUCCCGGUGCUGCAAGAGUGUCUUGAGUUUAUCGACGAGGGCAUCGAGCAGGGCAUGGUGCUCGUCCACUGCGUUGGCGGUCGGUCUCGCAGCGCAUCCGUGGUGAUUGCGUAUUUGAUGUGGAAGGAAGGGUGUAGCUUCGAUGAGGCGCUCGAGAGCUUGCUCGCGUGUCGGAAGUGUGUUCGUCCCAACGAUGGAUUUAUCAAGCAGCUGCAAGAGUUUGAGUCUACGCUGAGGGGAGAAAGGGAGCUUGGUUCUAGGAAAGUUUCUAGGAGAGAUUUAGAGGAAGAACUUACAUGUAGGCUGUGCAACAAAACCUUUAUGGGAUAA